CGAGGACAAGAAGAACAUCCACUCAUAAUUAUCACACACGCUAAGCGACUGAGGGGAGGGAGAGAGAUCUCGACUCACCCAAACCCACCCUUUCUCCGGUCUCCUUCGCGAGAGGAGAGAUCUCUAUCAGUUUUUGGUGUUUCCCGAAUCGCGCAUCCAAGUCCGACGGGCGAGACGAGGAAUACUGAUCCACCGAUCCAAUCCCAAGCGGAGGGGGAGGAGGAGGAGGAGGAGGAGAAGAAGAAGAAAAGGCGAAGGGGGGAAGAAAUCCUAGAUCCGUUGUUUUCUCCUCGUAAUUUUCUUGUAAUUUGUUCUUGGAGGGGUAGAUCUGAAAGAGCAAGGAGAAAUGAGCGAGGGAGGGUUUCUCGACAUCCAGCCGACGGAGCUUAAAUUCCCUUUCGAGUUGAAGAAGCAGAGCUCAUGUUCCAUGCAGCUGAUUAACAAGACAGAUCAAUAUGUUGCCUUCAAAGUUAAAACAACCAACCCGAAGAAAUAUUGUGUCCGCCCUAAUACUGGGGUCGUCUUACCCAGGGCCACCUGUGAUGUCACCGUCACGAUGCAAGCACAAAAGGAGGCUCCACCUGACAUGCAAUGCAAAGACAAGUUCCUACUUCAGAGUGUUAUCGCAGAAAAUGGUGUGACAACCAAGGACAUAACAUCCGAAAUGUUCAAUAAAGAACCCGGUAAGGUUGUUGAUGAGUUCAAGCUGCGGGUAGUAUGUGUUCCUGCUAGUCCUCCCUCACCUGUUCCUGAGGAAUCAGAAGAAGGAUCCUCACCAAGGUUGUCAACAUUUGAAAAUGGGGCCCAAAGUUUAAAAACACUUGAUUCUGUAUCAAGAGCUAAUGAACCCCCAAGAGAGAAAUCAUCGGAGGCAUUGGCUAUGAAUUCAAAAUUGCCCGAAGAGAAAAAUUCUGCCAUUCAGCAAAAUCAGAAGCUCCGACAGGAACUGGAUCAGCUGAGAAAAGAACGCAACGGGCACUAUGGCAGCUUCAGUGUCACAUUUGUAGUCUUGGUGGGUCUUCUAGGUGCUCUUAUUGGGUAUAUCAUCAAGAAGUCAUAGAACAGAAGACAAAAAUGAUGAGUCUACCACAUGAGCAAGAUUCCUGCCUUGUAAGCAUAGCGAAGGAAGAACACAAAAAGAUCCCCGAACAUUAACCGGUUCUGUUCUUAAAGCUUGUCAUCGAUCUGUUGUCAGAGUAUUUCUAGCAGACUGGCGAUAAUUAGAUCUAUCGAUAUCCAAAGCAAGUGGAUUGGCGGAAUUAGAUGGCGGAGCAUAAGAAGAGUAGCGUUGGAUCACUUGCAAUAGCAACUACAUAAGUUUCAUGCUGUAAUACAUCUCAUGCAUGGCAACACGCUUCCUCUGUCAGCUCCACCCCGGCCAUGCUGUCGUCGUCCACCACCGCUCGCUGCUCCUUGUACACGUACCACUUGGCCGCUACCAGAUAGAGCACCAGGUUCACGGAGCUCAGCACCGCGACCAGCCAGUAGAAGUUGUAGAGCUUGCCGCGGUUGAGGUUGUCGGUGAGCCAGCCACCGUGGCCGCUCUCCCCCGUCACCUUGUGCACCACCGACACCAGCACGGAGCUGACGAAGAAGCCCAGCGACAGUGUGCUCAGGAACAGCCCGGUGCUCAUGGUCUUCAUCCCCUUGGGGCACUCCCUCAAGAAGAAGUCGAGCUGGCCGAUGUACGUGAAGGCCUCGCCGGACCCCACGAGGAAGAACUGCGGGACGAGCCAGAAGACGCUCACGGGGACGGUGGCACCCUUCUCCAGCGACGUCGGGUUCGCUCGCGCCACCCGGAGGCGCUUGAUCUCGAUGAGGGCGGCGGCGACCAUGGCCAGGAUGGACAUCACGAGGCCGACCCCCAUGCGCUGCAGUGAGGUGAGACCGUGGGGGUUUCCGGUGAAGCGGCGGGUGACGGGGACGACGACGCGGUCGUAGACGGGCACGGUAAGGAGGAUGGAGCCGACGAAGAAGACGGUGAGGGAGCCUGGCGGGAUCUGGAAUGAGCGGCCGAUGCGACGGUCCAUGGUGGUGGCUUGUGACACGGAGAAGGUGGUCAUCUGGGCGUACACGGUCCAGAACAUGAUGGUGGUGGCCCAAAUGGGGAGCAUCCGGAUCACUAUCUUCACUUCCUCCACAUCCGUCAGGGUCGCGAGCUGCCACUUGGUGGGCUUCGCCGUCGAAAGGUUGACGUCGAUCGCUGCCCUAUCCAGGCAGCUGCAAGGAUGCAAGAACGAGCAGAUGACGAGUGAGGAGUGGGAGAACCCAAGGACAUGAAUCGGUGCGACUGGUUGGUGCAUGACCGCAGGGCCAUCUACCCCAUUUCUAGCAGUACAAUAUCGGAUGAUAGCAGGGAAAUGAAUGCAUCUAUAUAAGAUUCAUUAUGUGUAGUGAUUUCAUUUAA
Messenger RNA from Musa acuminata AAA Group (dessert banana), 2407 nucleotides. Its product is annotated as vesicle-associated protein 1-3-like. Lineage: Eukaryota; Viridiplantae; Streptophyta; Magnoliopsida; Zingiberales; Musaceae. The record is from RefSeq and is a predicted model, not a curated record. The transcript is spliced from 9 exons. Gene Ontology annotation, biological process: endoplasmic reticulum membrane organization. Gene Ontology annotation, cellular component: plasma membrane; endoplasmic reticulum membrane. The coding region runs from base 347 to 1060 and encodes 237 amino acids.